Messenger RNA from Pomacea canaliculata, 4409 nucleotides. RefSeq lists its product as uncharacterized. NCBI's taxonomy places the organism in Eukaryota, Metazoa, Mollusca, Gastropoda, Architaenioglossa, Ampullariidae. The transcript has 10 exons. The coding region runs from base 144 to 2213 and encodes 689 amino acids. Gene Ontology annotation, biological process: muscle structure development; actin cytoskeleton organization. Gene Ontology annotation, cellular component: stress fiber; Z disc; filamentous actin. The record is from RefSeq and is a predicted model, not a curated record. Gene Ontology annotation, molecular function: actin binding; muscle alpha-actinin binding.
GCAAGCAGUUGGGGAGCUGAGCACCGCGUUAGUAAGGGGGGGCUCAUCUGUCUGGUCGUAGCUCAUUGAGGCGCUAGGGCCGGUGCUGCGAUGGCGUAGUGUGUGGACAGGGAGGAGAGGGAGGAGACAAAACCAGUGAGAGGAUGAGCGGCUCUCAGCUUACGGUCCGGUUGUACCGGGACUCCUUCAACACACCCUGGGGCUUCCGCCUUCAGGGUGGAAAGGACUUAGGACAGCCGCUUUCCAUCCAGCGGGUAUUCUCCAAUAGUCCCGCGGAGGGCGAGCUGCAGCGCGGUGACCUCAUCCUCGCCAUCGGCGGCAAGGACGCCAGUGAACUGACCCACAAACAAGCUCAGGAUCUCAUCAAGUUCGGAGGAGGUCAGAUCCAGCUUGUCAUCCAAAGACCGCCACCCGGUCGUGUGCAGACUACCAUAACCAUCAAACCCCAGCGACCCCGGGCACCAUCUUUACAGCAGAGCCCGUCCUCUCCGGCCAUGCUUGGCGAAGGGGUCAACUGGCCGCACGACCCGUGCUACAACCCGAACUUCCCACCGCAACAGCAUUCCCCUUCCUUCCUCCAAAGCCCCCCGCCAUGGACCUCCCAGAACUUCUCGCCUAAGAAAGUGUCCAAGCUGUCUCGGCUGGGCGGCGGGGGGAUGGACUUUGGUGUCGAUUACAGCACUUUGCCGAGAAGGCGACAUUCGACGCAGGUGCACAGCGCUUACUCUAACGGCCAGAGUACCAAUCGAGAUCCACCACGUGUCGCAAGCCUGUCGCGACUGGGAGGCGGAGGAUUUGAUUUUGGGGUCGACUACUGCACCCUCCCACGAACGCGCCAUCGCCAGUCAUCGCAACCACCAGCUUCACCUCAGACCACCAUGCCGACCUCAGGCUACGGCUUUCAGCCGAAAAAAUUGACAGUAAGCCGGCUGGGAGGGGGCGGGCCGGAUUUUGGCUCAGAUUAUUCAUCCUACAGACCGGUGUCAGUACAGACCAGGAGUCCUCAACAGGGCGACAUGCUGAACCGGGUUCAGGAGUCCCUGGAUAUCAGCCUUUCUCCACGAACUCCAGACUAUUAUCAGCCGCCACCAUUCGCUUCGCCGACGUCACCGCCACAGUACAUCCCGACAGGCGUGCGCCUCGACAUGGAACGAGAGCAAGAGCUGCAGCGCCAGCGAGAACAAGAACUGCUGCAGCAGCGACAGCGACAGCAACAGCAACAGCAGCUGCUACUGCAGCAGUACCAGCAGCCACAGCAGCAGUACCAGCAGCCACAGCAGCAGUACCAGCAGCCACAGCAGCAACAACCCUCGUACACGCCAACGGGGGUUCUUCUGGACCAGGAGCGGGGAGAGGGUGAGGAGCAGGAGGUCGAACUCGUGCCCGUGCACGAGAGGCGCAAAGCUUUCCUGAAUGCUCCCAGCCAACCCCCAGCCAUCAAAAAGUCUGGGAAGAAGAUCUCCCGACAGCUUGGCGGGGGAAAGCCCGACUUCGGCGUGGACUACAGCAAGCCCCAGUCCCGCACCUCCUCUGUGACCUGGAAGCCCCAGCCUGCACAGCGCCCUGUCAACGCGCCCCCUCCACCCCAGCAAGAGAUCGUACAGUCUACCCCACCUGCCUGGAAGGCAUCAGAGGAAGGUGAACGCGGACCCCCCGUGUGGCGAGAGAGCCUCAGAACCACAGGGGUGAAACCCUGGGAUGCAGACCUGGAAUACACAGCACAACAGCAGCAAGCCCCCAGGUCGGUGCCCUUUCAGCCUAAAGUGGACGCCUCCCCUUAUACUCCGUCCCAGACCGAUGACAAGCAGGAAGAUGGCCCUAAAGUGGUGCACCUGCAGUAUAACUCCCCCAUUGGCCUGUACUCGAAACAAAACGUGAAGGAAACAUACAUCGGCCAGACAAAGGUCCUAUCAUCCGGAGGGCCUUCAUCAGGGCAGACUCAGGUGCAGAAUCCCGCAAAACCAGGCGACCGCGACUGGACACAGUCAGCCGUUUACCGCAUGAUCUAUGAAGAAGAGCAGCGUGGACGUCCAGUGCAACAACAGCCACAGCAGCAGCAGCAGCAGCAGCAGCCGCCGCCGCAGCAGCAACAGCAGCAGCAGCAACAGCAGCAGCAGCGCUCCGCUCCACCGCCCAAGGCGCCCAAACCACAGCCUGCCUUCAAACAGUCCUUCACCCCUCUCGAUGAUGAGCUGGGUAUUUCUGACUUUUGAGGUCGUCACUUUUUGUCGGAAGUUGACCAUUUAGCGACAGAGAGCGCAUGCACAUAACCAAACUCGAUCACGCCUUUUUGAGCACAUUUAACAAAUGUUAUUUACUCUCAUUAGUUGGUGUAGUUACAGGACAGAAAAUACGAUUGUUGGUACUGGUGUUUUUAUUUUCUUCCAGCGUGGAUCCACGUGUUUUUUUUAAAUACUUGCUCCACAUGCACUGUUUAAAUGCAUAAUUAUACAAAACCGAAGAAUACGUUUUCCAGCCGCUUUGCAUGUGCAGGAGGGAAACCCGAGCAACUAUCCACACUUUCUUUCGACGAUGGUUUUCAAGAUAUUUCUAGGUCACACCGAAGGAAUGUUAAUUAAUGGGGCUUAACAACCACCGUGCUGCAAAGUCAAAUAAUUUUUUCAAUGGAUUUCUUAAAAGCUUAAAGAAAUCUUCACACAAAUGGAAAAGGUCAAGGCCGUUUAGAUGUAGCCUUCCAUUGCAUGAAGUCAUAUCUUCACUUCCGUAGUCUUCAUUCGAAGCUGCUUGAGUUUUCUAAAAAAAUGUGGUUGACAUCUCAUCAAACACAAAACCGUAAGCAAAUUAACAUUUCGUUAUACUGUACAGAAACUGGCUCUACCUUUUGGAUAGCUGGGUGCAUUUAUUUUUGAUGUCCUUUUUCUAGCUUUUUGUUUGCUUGUUUCGAGUGUCAGAGAUGAUUAUGAUAUAGUUCUACUGUGGUAUAUAUUUGUAAAUAUAUAUUCGACGAUAUGUACUAUUCUGACUUGGUUUCGUGCAAGAAAUAAUCGUUUCUUAUUUAUUGACAGGCCGCGAACAAGUGCAAUAUUUCUGUUUGAAAGACCCGUCCUUUUGUAAAUUUAGUGUUUAGAUCUAGUGGAAUAUAUGUACUAAAUUAAUGUGUGUGUUAUAAUUAUAAAUACUUGUUUGUUUUUGAAUUUCCUGCUACCUUAGCUCUGCCUCGUUUCAGCGACUGCAUUUGUAAUAUGCUUUGUUUAAGCUACGCCUGUGGAGAUAAUAUCUUGGAUGAAUGCCAUCGUGUAAAUAACAUUUUUCAGCAGGGACAAACUCCACAUAACUUUCCGAACGGUGUCAACCAUGCGUGACAAGGUCUCGUACACUUGUUUUGUGCUAAACGCAGCAAUGUGAUAGACUCUGUAUUGCAAUUCUCUUGCCACCUCUGCAACUGACUUGAAACUGUGGGGUUGAGUUCAGCAGCAACUAUGCAGUGCUUUUGAUAGGAAGAUGUACAUCUCAUGUCGUGUUUCAACAGUUUGCUACAUAAUGAUAACGCAAGGAAACACCAUUUGGAGACUCAUUAUUUGAAACAUACAUCACCGACAAUUUUAUUGACGUUGUACGCAGUCUCUGGUUUGUAUAAUUGUCCUUCUUAUUAGACACCUGGCAAAUGAAAACAGCAAAGAAAAAAAGUGUUCACGUUUGAUUUCCAUCGUGUAAAUAAUUUCUUACAUCAAAAGUUUCAUUCCAAUAAAUACACAAAGGCCCACAGACAUUUUAAAUAUGAAAAGGUUCGAUGAUUAAUAUGCACAAAACAAAUGCUAAUACUGUAUCGCUGCAGUCAUAUGCAUGGAGCCCAAAAGGGCGAAAGCUCAUUCGAGUGGUUUAGAUAUGAAAACUGUGCAUGAAACUGUGGGCGGUUUAAACAAUUUUAAAGACACAGAGUGCAAGAGCUUCUGUACAGUUUCAUAUGUUUAAUAGUAAAUAUCUCACACUUAUCCAUAAUGUACCAUCUGGUUAAUCGAAAGAUGGAUGGCAACAUAUUUAGCGUUUGGAGUGGUGUGAAUUUUAUCUUUUAGUUCAACGUCAGACAUAGAAUCUUUCAUGACAUUAUGUACACCAUUAUUUCUUCUUGAACAUUUGAAUUGAACAUCCAGUGAUAUGGCGCAUGCAUCAUAGAAUUUUGUGCGUGAGAGUGACAAGCGUUUAGCUUUACCAAAUGCUGUAUACAGCUGCCCUAUCAAAGCUUUAAUGCCUUCAAUAACUUUUGUCGAGAUCAAAGGGUAUUAAGUGCCUUGCUCACUUUUCCUAUUCCUGUCCUUGCAGCCAGAGGGACUAACUGUAUAUGUAGCCCAAAAGAACAAUUAAUAAUAAAAUAAUCAGUUUCCCAAUGUAGAGGUCUGACAUAGCUUUGUUUUCCGUCCGGUUCAAUAAAUCUGUGAUCAACCACAAAA